AGUGCAAAAGUGAUAGAUAUAUGUUAACGAUAAAAUAAUAGUAUUUGUUUGAAGUGUUGAUAUUUUAAGUAUUUCACGCCUAUUAAACAUGUAGAUGUCCAUAAAUGAUCAACUGAUAGUAAACCAUUUUAAUUUUAUGUGCGUCCUCAUGAAGUAGAAUGUGAUUUAAAAAGAAGUUUUGAGAAAAUUAAAGUGAAUUUAAAAAAAGAAGUAAAAGUGUUUAAAAGAAGUAAAAUUUUGUGUUUUAAAAAAUGCUGAGAUAUCUACAGAAGGAGAAAGCAAGUGGCGAUGAUGGCGCCAACCAAGACGAUGGAAGUGGCAGCAGUACUUUGGUGGCUGACAAACGUAAAAAAAGAAAAAUCAAGGAGGACUGGUUAACAAAUCCAGACAUCAAUUCAUGGGCUGAAAAGCGGGACAGCAAGGUAUUUUGUAAAAUUUGCAAUGUGGAGUUGAAGGUAUCAUCGGGAAAGUCCGAUUUAAUGGCUCAUUUGCAUUCCAAAAAACAUCAAGAUGCUGCCAAUGCUACCCAACAAACUAAAAUAAACGAAGUUUUCAACAUAGACUACUCCCCAAAAAAAGUUGCAGAAAUAAAAUUGGCAUUAUUUAUAGUUGAGCACAAUUUGCCAUUUGCGGUUUCCGAUCACCUUACUAAGGUAUGUCACAAUUCAUUUAAAGAUUCCAAUACUGCAGCUAGCAUUACUCUUGGACGAACAAAAGCAAAUGCUAUAAUAAAAAAUAUUGUAGGAGCUAAACAGUUUCAAGACGUAACUAAUCUUUUAAAAACAAAUUCAUUUUCUUUGUGCGUUGACGAGUCAACGGAUUUAACAAAUGUUAAGUCUUUGUGUUUAGUUGUUCGCUUGUGUAUCAAUUUUGAAAUAAGGGAUUUCUUUUAUGGACUCCUCACAGUUGAGCAUGCUGACGCUAAUAGUUUAUACCAACUUAUAGUUAAUCAUUUUAAUAAAAAUGGUGUUAAUUAUAAAAAGAAUAUGAUAGGGUUUGCCGCGGAUGGGGCAGCAGUGAUGACGGGCAGAAAUAAAUCUGUGGCACAACUUUUGAAAAAUGAAAAUAAUGAUUUAUUUAUAAUAAAAUGUGUAUGCCAUUCCCUGGCAUUGUGCUCAUCCUAUGCUUGCCUUAAGCUUCCAUCUAGCGUGGAAACCUUAGCUAGAAGUAUUUAUAAUUAUAUAUCAAACAGUCCAAAAAGAAACAACCAAUUUCAAAAUAUUUUAUCCUUACUGGACAUAAAACCAAAAAAAAUACUACACCCUUGUCAAACACGUUGGUUAUCUUUGGAAGUUGUUGUCAUAAGAUUAAUCGAACUUUAUGAGCCUUUAAAAAUAUAUUUUGCUUUUGCUGUAAAUAUAGAUAAAAUUGACACAGCUCAAUAUAUUUUAGAUAAUUUAAAUUUUGAAAAUAAAAUAUAUCUAUGUUUCUUAAAAUAUAUUUUAGGCAUCAUUAAUAAUAUUAAUAAAAUGUUUCAAAGUGAAACAACUGAGAUACAAAAUUUAUAUGAUCAAAUGCAAAAAUUGUUAAAAACUGUUCUAAGUAAUUUUAUAAAACUAGAUCUAUUAAAAAAUGAUAAAUUCUAUUUACUUAAUUAUAAAGACGAACAAAAUAUAUUAGAUUAUAAUGAGGUUUACUUAGGAGUAUAUGCGCGAGAAGAAUUGCUGGCGUCGGGAUUAGAAGAAACUGAAAAGCAUAAAAUCGUUCAUAAUUGUAUUAAUUUCUAUGUAGAACUUUGUGAUCAAAUAUUGGUUCGUUUUGAUUUUGGAGAAAAGUUUCAAGCUUUAAGUUUAAUAAAUCCUUAUUAUUAUAAGUAA
Molecule: messenger RNA, 1817 nt
Organism: Lucilia cuprina (Australian sheep blowfly)
Lineage: Eukaryota; Metazoa; Arthropoda; Insecta; Diptera; Calliphoridae
Exons: 3
Coding region: 252-1817 (521 amino acids)
Source: RefSeq, a predicted model, not a curated record